Bombus huntii is the source of this 3858-nucleotide messenger RNA. It is a transcript of the gene Bap60, whose product is annotated as brahma-associated protein of 60 kDa. The record is from RefSeq and is a predicted model, not a curated record. Gene Ontology annotation, cellular component: nucleus; SWI/SNF complex. Gene Ontology annotation, biological process: regulation of transcription by RNA polymerase II. The transcript has 7 exons. The coding region runs from base 317 to 1816 and encodes 499 amino acids. Lineage: Eukaryota; Metazoa; Arthropoda; Insecta; Hymenoptera; Apidae.
UGUUUUUCAAUUAUUUGUCAAAUUCGUUUCACUUGUUCGUCGUUCUUUUUUCUCUUUUCAUACUUUGAUUCACAUCAAGCCAUAGAACAUUGCAGUUUGAAACGUUCCAAGUGCAACUGUGUUGUGAUGCAAAAAUGCACUCAAUUCUGACGGAAAAGUUCUAAUUCAGCUUUUCGAUAUUCAUCUUCUUUAUCUUUUUACCGAUUGUUUUAUGAAAUUUACCAUUUUGUUAACAAUGUUACGAUACUUAGAAAAAUAACACGAUUAAUUGCGACUUAAGUAGAGUUGUAAUUAGUAGGAUUAUCACCAAAGAAACAUGGCACAAAGGUUUCCUGUACCAAAUACAGGAAAUAAUGGCCCUCCACCACAAAGGUAUGCUGCAUCAUCUGUACCUCCUAAUUUACGGCAGUAUUCUAGCCCAAAUUUUCCUAUGCAGCAGAGAUCCGGAUUUACUCCUCCUCCACAAAUGGCUAAUGCAGGUCCCGGACCAGCCAGUAUAAUAAGAGCCAAUCAACCAUAUUCGAACAUGCGUCAAGGGCCUAUGCCGACUCCACCUGUUGGAAAAAGGAGCGCAGAUCAACGUAUUCCUAUGUCACAACAGAAACCGUAUUUUUGGAACAGUGAUUUUUCACAUUCCACGUCCAAGAAGAAGAAAAAGCUAGCAGACAAGAUAUUGCCACAAAAAGUGCGCGAUUUAGUGCCUGAAUCUCAGGCUUAUAUGGACUUACUUGCAUUUGAGAGGAAAUUAGACGCGACCAUAAUGAGAAAGCGACUUGAUAUACAAGAAGCACUGAAACGCCCAAUGAAACAGAAAAGAAAAUUGCGAAUAUUUAUUUCAAAUACGUUCUACCCGGCGAAAGAGGCUGGCGAGGGUGAAGAAGGUUCAGUUGCAUCCUGGGAACUUAGAGUCGAGGGACGACUGUUAGACGAUACGAAAAAUGAUCCUAAUAAAGUAAAAAGGAAAUUCUCUUCCUUUUUUAAAAGUCUAGUUAUAGAAUUGGAUAAAGAUCUAUAUGGGCCUGACAAUCACUUGGUUGAAUGGCACCGUACAUUGACAACACAAGAAACUGAUGGUUUCCAAGUGAAAAGACCUGGAGAUAAAAAUGUUCGAUGCACUAUUCUCUUGCUUCUCGACUAUCAACCCUUACAGUUUAAGCUAGAUCCUAGAUUAGCCCGACUUCUAGGUGUACAUACCCAAACGCGACCUGUUAUCAUCUCUGCUCUUUGGCAGUACAUAAAGACACACAAGCUUCAAGACAGUCAUGAGAGGGAAUUCAUAAACUGUGAUAAAUAUCUCGAACAAAUAUUUGCCUGCUCAAGGAUGAAAUUCGCGGAAAUACCACAGCGUUUAAAUCCGUUGCUCCAUCCUCCAGACCCGAUCGUAAUCAAUCACGUUAUUAGCGUCGAAGGUACAGAAACGAAACAGACUGCGUGUUACGACAUAGACGUGGAAGUUGACGAUACGUUAAAAACACAGAUGAACAACUUCCUGUUAUCGACUGCAAGUCAACAAGAAAUCCAGAGCCUCGACAAUAAAAUCCAUGAAACGGUCGAAACGAUCAACCAGUUAAAAACGAACCGAGAGUUCUUCUUGAGUUUCGCUAAAGAUCCUCAGCAGUUCAUCAACAAAUGGAUUAUCUCGCAAACGAGGGAUUUGAAGACCAUGAUAGACGUUGUUGGCAACCCAGAAGAAGAACGCAGAGCAGAAUUCUAUUAUCAACCAUGGGCGCAGGAAGCAGUGUGUAGAUAUUUCUACACGAAGGUUCAACAGAAACGCGCAGAAUUGGAACAGGCGCUCGGUAUAAGAAAUUCAUAAGUAUAAUCGAAGAGGCUUCGCUACAGUGUACGAAGUAAUUAUAUCGAACAAAAGAAAUUAUUAAAAAAGUUAUUAAUAAAGUAUUUGUUUAGACAAAAUUUCUUAUUUAUUAAAUUCGUAUUACAAAAUGUGAAACUGAUAAUAUCACUUCAGUUAAUUAUUUCAAUUUUAUCUUAAUCAAAAGCUGAAUAUUUUAGAACAAUGAAUAAAGUAAUUAUAGCGGACAAAGUAAAAGAUUGAUUAACAUAUAUCUUAUCUCAUAAUGAUCAUUGCUUAAAAUCUUUGUUAGUAAUUUAUUCCAAUUAAGCGAUGAGAUGUUGAAGGAUUUGAAAACAGAUAUGUUAAUUUAUUCCCAUCCUCCAUAGAUUGUCCUUUUAACAUAAUUACUUCGCAUACUGUAUGUAAAGUAUUUAUAUAAAUUUUUCUCUUGUUCCAAUUGCAAAAUCGAUCGAUUAACGUGUCUUACGCUUCAUUCACAAUGCAGUGUCGCUGUGACAUUAUAGUACGAGUGACAUAUUUUUACGAAUAAGAAAUGAUGUAUAGUAAUCAUAGAGGAAUCUCAUGGAUAACAAAUUUAUUUAGUACGAAUACGUAUAUCGAUCUCGUAUAUCUUUAUUCAAGCUAGUUUUUCAGAAGUCUUUUCUAUGAGGAUGUGUAUCGCAAUCAGCUACCGCACACUAUAAAUGCGAGAAACUUCUGUAUAAUAUAACGAAUAAACCUUUGAUAUAACUCGCUGAAACCAUUUUAAACUGAAUUCCAUAUUGAUGAAUAAAUAUUUUCAGUACAAUAAUGUAAUUACUGCAGUUAAGAUUUCAUUUCUUUUCUUGAUUUUUUUUAAUUUUUAAUGAAAGAUUAAAAAAGAUAUUAAGUAUUCUUUCGCACCUCACUACAAAAAAGAAUUAGUCUUUUUAGUGUAACCUGCGCUUAUAAUUGUGAAGUAAUAAAUUUCCAAUUUAUUAAUAUUGAAUACUGUAAUUAGUUCAUUGGGUGAAAGAAAAGGAAAGAAGCGAGCCAUAAAUUUUUCUGUUAUCCAAUUCUUAUUUUGUUUGUGCAAGUAAAUACAAUCUCUUACAUAAUCAGUACAUGUUGAUGCAAAAUAUUGUUUCCUCGUGGAAACGGCAAUAUCGCCAAUUUAAAACGUAAGGAACAAGAGUCCUAAAUUUCUUAUUCUUUAGCUAUUUUUUUUUUUUUUUCAUCGCGGAAGUUUCAAUUUUAUUUCGUCAGUGUAAAAGUGCUUUCCCCUCUUACUUAAGAGUAUUAUGGAUUAAUUUGAUUCAGUAUUACAAUAUUAACAUUCCAAGACAUUCACACGAGGAUGAGAAAUUCCAGUGCCAUUUUACGGAUAUAAAUUUUCGUCUUUCAUCGUGUUUUCUUCUUUUUCUUCGAGACAUUAAUGUAUUCCACGCAUUUCUUGCAAAAAACGACUCACCGAGAAAAUAACGUUGAAAUCGCAUCAUACCAAUUACACACGAGUUCCCUACGCCUUUCUUUUUUUAAAGACACGAAGCCGGAACGAUACAUAUAUAUUACGAAACAUUCUUCACAUGCCAACGAGCAUUACACGCAAAGCACUUGAUCCACGUUUUUAUUUUAUAACGCAGGACGAAAGAACAAAGGAGCCGGUUUCUACAGCGACAUUGUUUUCUGGUGAUAAAAUUUAAAAACUUCAUAAUCUUCUUGUAUUUUUUCCUCUUCUCCGUUUUACGUGCCGAUUCGAUGAACAUAAUUCUAUCGAAGGUCGCAUACCGUUGUACAACACUAAAUCACAAGUGCACCAAUUGAUUGUAUCGUUUCUAGUACAAUAAACUCUGAUUGGAUUCUGACGUCUUCGUUCGACAUAAAAAUCAAUCGCUAAAAUGUGUGUCAUAUAGUCAUAUGACUCCACUUGAUCAAAAGUGAACGAACACGUCACGAUUGCACCGUUUUAUUAUGAGAUCAAGGUUUAUUGUAUAGUACUUUUGUUUUUUACUUCCCUAAUCUUAAUUACACAUUCACAUAUAUUUUGUCGUAUAAAGUUUUAAAUAUAUAUAAUUGAGUGACAA